CCUAUGGUUCCAUGUCAAGCUGACGUUUCCUUGCAUUUUUAACUCUUGACGUUGACUUCUCAUAAAUAAAAGCUAAAAGAAUAUUUUUGAGGUGUGGUAAACGAAACUAAUGAUUCACAUAUAAUUUGAAUAAAAAGUUCACAAAAGUACAAAAAUGGACAGCCAAGGAAGAAAAGUAAUCGUUUGUGAUAAUGGAACGGGGUUCGUUAAAUGCGGCUACGCCGGCAGUAAUUUUCCUGCUCACAUAUUUCCUUCCAUGGUAGGAAGACCAAUAAUUAGGGCUGUAAAUAAAAUUGGUGAUAUUGAAAUAAAGGAUUUACACGUAGACGGAGUUGCAACCAAUCUUCCUGAUUUGAUGGUUGGAGAUGAAGUGUCAGCACUCAGAUCCUUACUGGAAGUUAGUUACCCAAUGGAAAAUGGUGUUGUUCGGAAUUGGGAGGAUAUGUGCCAUGUAUGGGACUACACUUUUGGUCCAAAAAAGAUGAACUUAAAUCCAAAGGAAACUAAGAUUUUACUGACGGAACCACCAAUGAAUCCACUAAAAAAUAAGGAGAAAAUGAUUGAAGUUGUGUUUGAGAAAUAUGGAUUUGCAGGGGCAUAUGUAGCAAUCCAAGCUGUACUGACCUUAUAUGCUCAGGGACUGAUAACAGGAGUAGUUGUGGACUCAGGGGAUGGUGUAACUCAUAUAUGCCCCAUUUUCGAACAGUACACACUGCCACAUCUAACAAGAAGGUUAGAUAUUGCUGGAAGAGACAUCACACGAUAUCUCAUCAAACUGUUAUUGCUCAGAGGAUAUGCUUUUAACCAUUCUGCAGAUUUUGAAACGGUGAGAAAGAUGAAGGAAAAACUGUGUUAUAUUGGAUAUGAUAUAGAAACAGAAAAACGCCUAGCCUUAGAAACGACUGUGCUAGUAGAACCGUAUACUUUGCCAGAUGGUAGAGUUAUUAAAGUAGGAGGAGAAAGAUUUGAAGCACCAGAGGCACUGUUCCAACCUCAUCUAAUCAAUGUGGAGGGACUAGGAAUUGCCGAACUGAUUUUCAAUACAAUUCAGGCUGCAGACAUAGACAUGCGAUCGGAACUGUACAAGCACAUAGUCUUGUCAGGAGGCUCAACCAUGUACCCGGGUCUUCCAUCGCGAUUAGAGCGCGAGAUAAAACAACUGUACAUAGAACAGGUACUCAAGAAUGACGUAAAGACCUUGAACAAAUUCAAGAUUCGUAUCGAGGAUCCGCCGAGUCGAAAAAACAUGGUCUUCAUCGGCGGCGCGGUGCUUGCUGAGGUCAUGAAGGACCGCGAAGAAUUCUGGAUGUCCAAGCAGGAGUACGAGGAGCAGGGGUUGAGAGUGUUGAAAAAAUUGGGACCUCUCGCUGCGUAGUCUUGCCGAAUCUAUCGUGCUGUUUAUUUUAUCAGGUUCUGAUUGACAGGAGUCUUUAUUUCUCGGAUUUUCUACGAAUGGAAAAGCUAAUCUAGAUUGGAUGUGACAUUUGUGAUAAAAGAAGCUGUAUCGUUACCGGAGAUACUGAGAGGCAUUUUUUAGAGCUGGAAAAUAUACAGGAUGUUUCACUCCGAAUGUGACUCUGAUUGGGUAACAAAGCAAAAUAGAACUACUCGGGGCAAUAUCUUUGCAUCUGAUCGCAAAAAUAUUCUGAUUCGGAUUUUUUACAUAAUCUCAUCCAAAAAGGGUCCCGCAUCCACGACCAAAUUUGUGUCAAACAUUUUUUAAACAAAUCCCAAAAAUUGUUUUUUUUUGCUCCGGUCAAAGUGCUUUUAGGUUUUUUGGGGCAUUCUGAACAAAAAAGUUACUUGGAUGUGAAAUAUUAAAAAAAAAAAAUAAAGAAUCGACUUAUCCGAAUUUUGAUUUGAAAUGUUUAUUUUCGAUUUUGCGCCAUAGUAUUUCGUUAUAAAGAUAUGUAUAUUCUAAAAGCACUAAACGAUAAACUUUUGUCCAAAAUAUGAUUUUAUUAGAGUUACUCUUUUGGAAACAUACAGGGUGUUCUAAAAAUAGACGGAAAUGUUUUAGAGGGUGAUUCCUUGCUAAAAAAUAUGGGAAAAAGUUUCUAUAAACAUGGGUCCGGAAAUGCAGAGUUUUCAAGAUACAGGGUGAUAAAUUAAAAAAAAAAUCUUUUUUAUUAAUAUUUCAAAAAAUAUUUACUCGAUUGUGUUGAAAUUUGGCAAUAUCAUUUGUUGUAUUAAGAGGUUGAUUUAGCCCUAAAUAGAUUAAAAUUAUUAGGUUCAGUGGCGUCCCGGGGGGCAUCUUGGCGAAUAUUAUUGGCAAAAAAUGUACGCCACUGACUUUUGGUAACUUUAAUAUUUGCUGUUUGAUUAAGCAUCUGAAAAUAUAACUUCUUUGUCCCUUGUAUUUUUUUCGUAUCUCACUUCGUUUUCGAAAAAAAAAUGAAAACCGUUUGAUUGCAUGUCACUGGACAAAAUUGGUUUAUUUAUUUUUGCUAAAAAAAUCAAUCAAAGUGCCUUGGAAAACAAAAAUAAAAAAUAGCCUAUUGAUACAACAAAUAAUAUUGCCAAAUUUCAACAGAAUCUAGUAAAUAUUUUUUUAAAAAUUUAUCACCCUGUAUCUUGACAUCUCUGCACUUUCCGACCCAUGUUUAUAUAAACUUUUUUUCAUAUUUUUUAACAAGGAAUCACCAUCUGAAAUAUCUCCGUCUAUUUUUCGAACAUCCUGUAUAUUAACGCGAUAUCUUCAAACCAGCCGACUUAAACAAGGGAAUGUUUUAAAAAUUGCAGCAUUUGUAGCCCCCUCUGCAGCUACGCCAAUGGUGGGACGCUAGGUAGAUAAACACGUCGCGACUACACAUUUUUAUGCUUUUCGUUCGGCAAUCCUUUUGUCGCGAAAGAUAAAAUUGUUGUUACCCUGGGUUGAUUUUUUUACGCAGAAGCCUAAAUGCCGGGGCACCGCGGCUGCUAUGAGGAUCCCAAAGAAAUUUUGUUAAUCCGAUUUUUGAACUGCCUCAGGUUAGUCGAAGUGGGGACAGUCUCCUCUUGUAGACAAAAGAGCGGUCGUAUCGGCCAGUUCUGGAUGUACGAAGUUCUUCCCGAAGUCAGGCGGGUCUGUUUGGCAGGCAGGCAAUUUACGUGGUUCUGUUUUGUUUUUGUGACCUUGUCCACACAUGUAGUCUCAUACCAAUCUAUUUGUAAGGUCUAAGCUUGUGGAGUUUCGAGUGAAAUACUCUGUAUCUAACCAUAACAAACAUUACAAGUAUUAUAGUUUUUGUUGACAAAAUACAUUUUACUCAUUUAAUACCCGAAAUGUUCUCUAAAAUAUGCAAAAUUUUCAGAAUGUUCCAAUAGAACGAACGUUGCUGAUUUCCGAGGGGGGUCUGAAAAGUUUCCGACCUAAAAAAGAUACAAGACAUUUUUUCUGAUUUUUCUUUUAUUUUUCAACAUAGUCUCCUUGUAAAUCUACAUACUUCUCCCAGCAAUGCUCCCAUCUCUGUAAAUAGUACUCGGCGUUUUUCUCUGCAUUUGACGAAAAUCUUUGUCCUCCGAGCGCAAUUUUUAGAUGAGGGAACUAAAAGAAGUCGCCAGGUGCUAGAUCUGGUGAGUAAGGCGGAUGGUCGAGCAGUUGAAGCCGUAAUUCGUGGAUUUUCGCCAUGGCAGCCGCUGAGGUGUGAGACGGUGCGUUAUGUUGGUGAAACAGGAAUUUCUUUUUCUGCAAAUGUGGCCAUUUUUCCGUAAGCUCUGCCAAGCAAUGAUGCGUAGUAUGGUCUUGUAAUGGUUUUUCCCUUUUGAAGACAAUCGAUUAAAAUAGCUCCGUGACUAUCCCAAAAAAACAGUCGCCAUCACUUUCCCAACGUCCACUGUUUGGACUGUAUUUUUGUUUCGGGCAUAUAAUGGUGUAACCAAGUUUAAUAUACCGUAAUUAAUCGGCGCCAAAACUCGGAUUUAUUGCGUCUAAACUGGCCAACAGAGCGUUGGAAAUGUUCAUUCGUGAACACACGCGUCAUCUAACGCGCGCUCAGCUUUCUCAUGCCUAAAUGUUGAUUUAAUAUGUGACAAGCACGCUCAUAACCUCUGCUAUAUCUCUCACUUUAAUUCGGCGGUCGUCCAGCACCAUUUGGUGACCUAUGGCGAUAUUUUCGUCGCUAGUUGCAGUUUUUGGACGUCCCGAACGUUCGUCGUCUCCCAACCUCUUACGGCCACGUUUAAAUUCAGCUGCCGAAAAUUUCGCUGUGGUAAAUGAUGGUGCAGAGUCCCCAUACACAGAAUCCAACUUACCUUUGAUUCGCGUAGGCGUGUUGCCUUUCAAAACAAAUAUUUAAUGACAGCUCGAUACUCGAUUUUGUCCAUUUUCACAAAAAUACUCAUAUCAACUCACUCUAACGACAGAUACAUAACAACUGAGACUCCAAACUUUGGUCAAUAGAAAUUCACUAGCUUCUAUCUACGAGUGCUGUCAUCUUCACGUUGAGGUCGGAAACUAUUCAGUCAGGAAAACACGAGGAAUUAGGAUUCCUGAACAAUCAAUCGUGCAAUUGAUACGUCCUAUGAGGGAUAAGAAUAUUCCGCGCAAGGGUCCUUUUAACUACCUAUGAAACCUAUGAAUCGCUUUGUGUGUUUUGGGGUGAUUGUUUUCCACUGCUUUUAUUUCCUGCUGUUCAUAGUGGUCUGGUUUUACAUUCACCGCAAGGUGUAACACUUCAUUAUUUAGGCACAUAUUUGCGAUGGCUUGGAAAAUUAUAAACUGUUUUUAAAUGGAUGAAACUAUACAUACAAUUUCCCCAAACAAAUGAACGAUCGUAGGGAUUGGAAGAAAUUGUAAUUUUUGAAACCUUGAGCUACAUUAUUGAUGAAGACCAUUCCAAUAUUAUGGAAAAUGUAAUGGUCGAGCGAUUAUGAACGAAAAAUUUUUCACAAGUGAUGGAGACGUUAUUACCUCUUUAGUGUAAGAAUUUUUUGUUUAUUUUGGCUUUGGAUCUACUUAAAUUUUUAUUGGUUCCUUUUGCUUGGGUUAUGUACCUUUUUUAUAUGCGAUAUAUUUAUUUUUUGUUCCAAAUAGUAUGCCUUAUGACUAAUAUCAUUGAGGAUUAUUUCAAAUUUCAUUCAAAUGUAACUGUUCUCUUAAACUGAAACUAUGCAUUUUUGAAUAGUCUUAUAUUUUUUUUAUAACAACUACUGUUUGUAUUAUGUCAUUAUAUGUUUAUAUUUUUGUCAUAUUUUUACAUUCCUUUAU
Molecule: messenger RNA, 5188 nt
Organism: Acanthoscelides obtectus
Lineage: Eukaryota; Metazoa; Arthropoda; Insecta; Coleoptera; Chrysomelidae
Source: the annotation of a GenBank genome assembly